Molecule: messenger RNA, 423 nt
Organism: Phytophthora sojae
Lineage: Eukaryota; Oomycota; Peronosporomycetes; Peronosporales; Peronosporaceae
Exons: 1
Coding region: 1-423 (140 amino acids)
Source: RefSeq, a predicted model, not a curated record
AUGUAUGCGGACCAAAGUCUGGAUGUCAACGAGGAAAUGCUGGCACACAUUGCAAACCAAGACAUCUACUUAACUGUGGAGGCAUUCACUCAGCACCGCAAGCACGCAGCGCACACUUAUGAAAUGUUGGUGCGCUGGGAAGACCUCGAGGCCAUCGAGGAUUCCUGGGAGCCUGUGAGGACUAUAUAUGAGGAUGUUCCGAUCAAGUUGCAGGACUAUGUCGACAGUGCCGACGACGACGAAUUACGUCAGUUCGUUCUCCAACUGCGGUCGCAUCCCCAAGGAAGAAAGCGUGCAGAGUCUACAGCCCAGCCAACUCUGUCUCACCGUCGGGGCAAGCGUGGUGGGGAUAAUGAUGCUCAACCGAAGCCGCCAAAACAGAAUCACCGCCAACGCCGCGCCAAGCGCAACACCAAGAAGUAG